AAGAACAGAUAACAAAAUGUAUUACGAGUUGGCCGAUACAUUCAGAUGCAUUAUUUGGGCUCAAGUUAUACACGAGCGCAAGCAGGGAUUAAGCCAUGCAACGGAGGUGAUCAUUUCUGAUGUGAAAUUAAGUAAUCGCGCGGGAAACCUGAUGUGCACACAAUAACAAUUUUAGCAACUUUUGCAAGACUUGGUUACAAUCUUACAAUUAAACGCAGUGAACAUAACAAUACAGAAUACAGGGAACGGACCAUUAAUUCUCUAUCUCCGGUACGGUUAUAAUUGCUUUAGUAUAAAUUAAGGUAGGUGAGUGAGAGGUGAUCGACUUGAUCUUGAUAGAGAAAUCGUGCAUCGACAUAUUUCAGGUUUCAGGCUGCGUCCCGCUUCCGUCGUCGUCAGUCGUCGGUCGUCGUACAUACUCCACACUCCACGUCAGCUGAUUUUCCUUGCGGCAACUGGGCGUCCUGGGCCUGGGCGACUGUCAGACUGUCACCGCGGCCACAAGCCGCAACGCCCGCAACCCGCAACACAACACACAACACGCGCGUUCCUGCUCCCGCUCCCGCUGUUUCCGCAGUCCUCGAACGGCCGUUGCGACGCGCGUAUGCGCGACACGCGACACGCGUCAUCCGUCUUCUUUCCUCUGGAUGCUUCGGUGGUUCCAGGCUCGGUAUUCCGUCGUUGCGACGUCGCUGACAUUUUGUGCAAGAGGUAGCUCAGCAAAUCUACGAAUGUGCGAAAUGUUCUCGAUGCCGCCGCUUAACGCGCGUUUUCUUCUCGCGUGACGUAUCUCACGAGGAAACGAAGAUGACGUCUCGAAACAGGCCGAUUAAAAUUACAACCGUUGGCGAUGGCAUGGUUGGGAAAACGUGUAUGCUCAUCACGUACACGAAGAAGGAAUUCCCAACGGAAUAUGUACCUACUGUUUUCGAUAACUACGUUGACAGCAUAUGCGUGGGUGGACAGCAAUUCGAAAUGACAUUGUGGGAUACGGCUGGUCAAGAAGAUUACGAGAGGCUUAGGCCGCUAUCGUAUCCAAAUACUGACUGCUUCCUGGUCUGUUUCUCCAUAAGCGCCCGUAGUUCAUUCGAAAACGUAGCGAGUAAAUGGCAUCCAGAGAUCAAAGCGCAUUGUCCCAAUGUGCCGAUUGUACUCGUAGGUACCAAGGCAGAUCUUAGAAAUCAAGAAGCUAUGGAUAUUAUCAGUCCGCGAGAUUGCAACAAAAUGAGAAAAAAGAUCAAGGCGAUCAAGUACGUCGAAUGUUCUGCAAUAAAACAGGAAGGUCUCGAAGAGGUUUUUAUGGAAGCUAUUAGAGCUGUAUUGAAAAAACCGCCAUCGAGAAAGCUCUGCUGCAUCCUUUGAAACUAAUGCAUUUAGUUUGGAGAACGCAGAUCGGCAGAUCAUAAUUAUUAAGACCUAUGUUAAACCAAAGAUUUUCUUCGCAUCUUUUGU
Messenger RNA from Temnothorax curvispinosus, 1452 nucleotides. RefSeq names its product ras-like GTP-binding protein RhoL. Bases 808 to 1362 code for a protein of 184 amino acids. Lineage: Eukaryota; Metazoa; Arthropoda; Insecta; Hymenoptera; Formicidae. The record is from RefSeq and is a predicted model, not a curated record. Gene Ontology annotation, molecular function: GTPase activity; GTP binding. Gene Ontology annotation, biological process: small GTPase-mediated signal transduction. The transcript is spliced from 6 exons.